This is a messenger RNA of Diorhabda carinulata, 1633 nucleotides long. RefSeq lists its product as uncharacterized. NCBI's taxonomy places the organism in Eukaryota, Metazoa, Arthropoda, Insecta, Coleoptera, Chrysomelidae. The transcript has 2 exons. The record is from RefSeq and is a predicted model, not a curated record. The coding region runs from base 96 to 1289 and encodes 397 amino acids.
AGUUUCACAUUCUAUUUUUGUAGCACACAAACCUUGAUGUUGUAAUUAUUUCAAUUUAUUAUUUGCGGAAGUCAACUAACUAUAAGUUUAGUAUUAUGUCGAGUGAAACAUGCAUAGAAAGCAUUCGCGAUAUACAAACUAUUUUAAAAAAUAAACUAGAUAUUGAGAAAAUAACGAAAAUUGAUAUCACAAGAUUGACAGCACCAGGAGAAAAUUACGGGAGUUUAAUACUAAAGUUAGAUAUUUAUCUUAACAGUGUGAACAGUGUCGAUGAAGAAAUUGUGAAAUUAGUGGCUAAAAAAAUUCCUGUUGAACAAAUAUUACGAGAAAAUUUUAAUAUACAAAUCACUUUCAAAAAUGAAGUAGGUUUAUAUGAAACAGUGUUGCCGAUUUUACAAGAUUUCCAGAGAAGUCACGGUAUACAGAAUGUUAUAAACAGCGUUCCUAAAUUUUUCGGUGCCAGGUUAAAUUUAGACGGUAACGAAGAAGUUACUGAAGACGCCGUAAUCAUUUUAGAAAAUUUAACAGCCAAAGGUUUCAGCAAUGUUGAAAGAACUACAGGAUUCAAUCUAGAAUCCACUAAACUAAUUCUUGAAAAUUUAGCAGAGUUCCACGCAGUUCCUUUAGCGUUAAAGCUGAAGCAGCCCAAGCUCUUUGAAAGAUUGAAGAAAUUCUGCAACACUUUCGAAUUUAAAAGCGAAUUUCAUAAGAUAUUCUGGGAAACUACGAGAGCCGUUAUCAAAGAGAAACCAACAUGUGCAUUAUUAGACAAUAAAAUAAAAUUAUUGGGGCAAAUUGAUAGACCAGAAGUUAUGGAACCGUUCGGAACCUUGGUACACGAUGAUCUUUGGAGCAAUAACACGAUGCAAAAAUUCGCACCUAAUCAAAUAGCUGUUGAAAAUAAAUUUUUAGAUUUCCAGUUUUUAGAUUACGGUUCUCCUGCAUCGGAUUUUUUGUUUUUCGUGUUUACCAGCGUACAACUCGACGUACUUGAAAAUAAUUUGGAUAUUUUGAUUAGUACGUAUCAUAAUCGUUUCUUGAAACAUCUGGAAGUGUUCGGAUGUGAUAUUGGAGUUUUCACCGCGGAAAAAUUCAUAGAAGAAAUCAAAAGGGAAACUGCUUUUCAAAUUGGUCAUAUAAUAAACUUUGUUUUGUUUAUUAUCAAAACUAAACAAGAAAAUGUUAAGAUACUUGAUCAUAUUAAUAUAAAACCUUCUCUCAUUACUCAGAAAGCUAAAGAACAUAUUUGGUUUGUUAUUGAGGAAUGGAAUCGAAGAGGAUGGUUAUGAAAAAUUUCCGCAUGUCUUUUAGGCCCCUAACAUGGAAAUGAUUCCCUUCCACUCUUUCCUAUUUUUCCCUUUUCCCGUUCGUUUUCCAGUCCUGAAUUCUUCUUUCUCGUAGGUCCCUUUCCACCAUCUCUGUGUUCAUCAUUUUUUUUGUUGCUUUUAAUCUAUCGUUCUCUGUAUAUGACCCAACCACUCGAUUCUUUUGAAUUAUCGGCUUAUACGAGUUUUUGGGCUUUUGCCAUACAAGGCAAAAAAGGUUUGGACAGGCCAAAAUCCUUGUGUAUUACAAAUUAUAUAAACGUAUCAUGAAAUUUCUUUUCGAUAUAUUUGUCAAUAUAAUUUAAAAA